GAUUAAAUUUAUGUAAAUGAUAACAAAUCUAGCAUAAAGAUAGUUAAACGAUGUUAAACAUAAUACACCCCUGAACAGGUAUAAAUUUUCAGUUUAUUUCGCAAAAAUCAUUUUCGGAGAGGACAACUGGAUUAGAUAUCAGAAAUGUUUGUGCGAGUUUACGCAGUGUGUUUACUGUUGGUGAUGUUUUCCCUUUGUGAAACGUCGGACGCUGUCCGAUCAACAAACAAUGACGAGUCGAUUUGUUCAGGAUCAAAAUGUGGAAAGUACAGUUACAAAAAGAUUUUGAAGCUAUACCCUGGCUUGUUCUACACCCAGAAACAGAUUGCAGUGAAAGAGAGAAAGUUUAGUGAAACAAGACUGGAAUAUCUUAAAGAACAAGGAGUUGAUCCACAAGCUCAUUGGCUUGGGGACGGUGACGCGUGUUGCCCUACGGAAAUUAAAUCAUUCACUAAUUCGACGAUGGAAAAUGUAUAUGGAGAAACAAAGUAUAUUAUCCACACGCCUCCAAAAUACCAGUUCAUUCCGCAUGGAUUUUGUAUUGAAGGCGGAACGUGUGAUGGUAAAUGCGCAACUGAACCAGUUACCCACUCUUUGUUGACCUACAACGUUGCAAAGAAAAAACUGGAAUUUGAUCUGUUUGUUGUUCCAGGGUAUUGCUCGUGUAAAGCGUCAUAAGUCCAGUAUUCAGUAACCAAAACGUGUUUUGUGUUGCAAAACAACUUGUUAUAGACUUACACUAUUACCCUUACAUAUUAUUCUGACAAAACAUGCCGCCACAUUAUUAGAUUUUUAUACUGAAUUCAUUUUAGUCUAUGCAAGAAACCUUUGUAAACGGCAUUUAAAAUAGAAAGAAAUCUGUAUACAACGUUUAAGGAACAAAAUCAUUUUAAAGAAAUAGUUUGUCUUUGUUUCAGCGAUUAUCUGAUUUCAGUGUGAUUUAUGACAUUUGUAUAACACAAUAAAAUCUUACUUGAACUUUAA
This is a messenger RNA of Mercenaria mercenaria, 984 nucleotides long. RefSeq lists its product as uncharacterized. The record is from RefSeq and is a predicted model, not a curated record. Gene Ontology annotation, cellular component: extracellular region. Gene Ontology annotation, molecular function: Toll binding; growth factor activity. NCBI's taxonomy places the organism in Eukaryota, Metazoa, Mollusca, Bivalvia, Venerida, Veneridae. Gene Ontology annotation, biological process: central nervous system formation; regulation of Toll signaling pathway; innate immune response. Bases 145 to 678 code for a protein of 177 amino acids. The transcript is spliced from 5 exons.